Dermatophagoides pteronyssinus (European house dust mite) is the source of this 408-nucleotide messenger RNA. RefSeq lists its product as uncharacterized. NCBI's taxonomy places the organism in Eukaryota, Metazoa, Arthropoda, Arachnida, Sarcoptiformes, Pyroglyphidae. The record is from RefSeq and is a predicted model, not a curated record.
AUGGCUACAAAUAUAAAUGUGAAUUCUCUGAACAAUCUCAUCAUCAACAUCAUCAUCAAUGAAUCAACCAGAAGAAAAUUCUGCUGUCAUGGUUGUCCAACAAUCAGUUUUGUUUUGUUUUUUUCACACAUAAUAAUUUUUUUUUAUUUCAAUGAAACAUCAUCAAAAAGCCUAACAACAACCAUUGAAAUUGUUCUCGAUUAUUUUGAUUAUAUUAAUCAAACAAGAACAACAAGAAAUACCUCUAAUCAUGAUGAAAAUGAAUCUAUUGGGGUUUCAUCAUCUCCAUUGAAUUUAUGCACAACAAGAAAUACCCGUUAAGAUGAUGAAAUAGAAAUUAUUGACAAUAAUGCAAGAAUAAUUUAAUCGAUAAAUAUAUAUAAAUAUAUAUAUAAUACUGGUGAACUU